GGAAGCGCGCGAGUCCGGCAUCAUCUGGAUUUAUCAACUUUGGAACAUGAAUACAUUGCAUGCCGAAAUUAGGCUACUCCAGAACAACAGUUGAUUGUCUGCAUCCCUCCUUGAACUGUGUAACCCGCUUCGUGCGCGCAUUUUAAACUUUGCGCUUGGGGACCGGUGGCAUCUCCAGGUUUUACGCAAUGACUUUUUGAUGUUUUUUUUUGUUUUUUUUGUGCUUACCAUUGUGGAACUGACUGAGGAGUUGGACGGAUAGAUUUUUUAUUUAUUUAUCUAAAACAAACAACACCUUUGGUUCGGGUGACCUAUCCUGGUUUUCAGCCGAGCAGGGCUACUCGUGAGGAACAGAUUAUUUUACAAACUUGAACAAUCAAUAUUUGGUUACCAUUUUGAUCCAAAGAAUGAUUCUCCGAAGAUGUAACGCCUGGUUGGCGCUUUUGCUUCUGUGCACCUCCGUAAAAACUCAAGAUGCACAGCUGGAAGAUGAGACCAUUUUCGACUUGUUUGAAACCAGCGGAAUCACACGUAAGACUGUCGGUGUGAAACUUUUCAAGGGUCUGGAGAGUGAUGCUCCAGCAUACCGCUUCAUCCGUUUCGACCAGCUCCCCUCUGUCAGCUCUACUGCACUACAACAACUUCUUUUUCAGAUACAAAAUAAUGAAGGCUUCAUUCUGACUGCCACCCUGCGGCAGGACCGCACAUCCCGUGGCACCAUUCUUGCAUUGGAGGGCCCAGGAGAGCACCGCCAGUUUGAGGUUGUUUCGGAUGGCCGAACCAACACCCUAGAUUUGGUGUACUGGUGGGCAGAUGGCUCACGCAAUGUGAUCUCUUUCGAGGACGUAGACCUCUCGGAUUCGCAGUGGAAGAAUGUAACGCUUUGUGUGCAUGGAGAGACCGCAACCUUGUAUGUUGGCUGCGGACUCAUUGAUAGCUUCAUUCUUGAUGAACCUUUCUAUGAGCACCUGAGUGCCACAGGUGGCCGUAUGUUUGUGGCUAAAGGGUCCACCCGAGAAAGCCAUUUUAGGGGCUUGCUGCAGAAUGUACGUUUUAUCUUUGACACCCCGCUUGAGGACAUUCUGGAGAGCAGGGGAUGUGAUCUUGGAAACCCAGUGGAGGCGAAUGUUGUCAGCGAGAGUGCAGAGGUGGUCGAAGUUCCAUCCUCCAUUGCCACCAAUGUGAUUGGCCAGAACACAGAUGUUCCAGCAACCAGCUCUUCAGAACUUAUGUGUGAACGUUCCUGUGAGGAACUGGCAAACCUCUUCCAGGAGCUCAAGGGUCUUAGAGUUGUCGUUAGCAACCUCAUAGACGGUCUGCAGAAAGUGACAGAAGAAAACACAGCAAUGAAGGAGGCAUUAAAUAAGAUGCAGAAUCCUUUGGAGCAGAGCAUGUGUUGGCAAGAUGGUCGUUUGUUUGAAGAUAAAGAGGACUGGAUUGUUGAUAGCUGCACUAAAUGUACAUGCCAAGAGGGAAAAGUUGUUUGUCGUCAGAUCACUUGUCCCGCAGUGGCAUGUGCCAAUCCAUCCUUCAUCGAUGGGGAAUGUUGUCCAGUUUGCCUUCCAAUGGACAGUGAGGACAGCUGGUCUCCGUGGUCUGAGUGGACUCAGUGCACAGUUACAUGUGGAAGUGGCACCCAGCAGAGGGGACGAUCUUGUGAUGACACUAGCAACACAUGUUCUGGACCCUCAAUUCAGACACGCAAGUGCAGUUUGGGAAAAUGUGACCGCAGAGUUCGUCAGGAUGGUGGCUGGAGCUUGUGGUCUCCCUGGUCGCCCUGUUCAGUGACGUGUGGGGAGGGACUGAUCACACAUAUUCGUCACUGUAAUUCCCCUGUUCCACAAAAAGGAGGCAAAGACUGUGAAGGUGAAGGGCGAGAGACACAGAGCUGCCAUGCAGAGCCCUGCCCGAUUGAUGGUGGAUGGGGCCCAUGGUCUCCCUGGGCAACAUGCUCGGCAACAUGUGGAGGGGGUCUGAAGAGUCGUGUUCGAGAGUGUAACAGUCCUGCUCCGCAGCAUGGAGGAAGGAAGUGUCUUGGAGACUCCAUUGAGAAUGACGUAUGCAACCGACAGGAGUGCCCUAUUGAUAGCUGUCUUUCAAAUCCUUGCUUUUCUGGAGUUGAGUGUAGCACAGCUUCUGAUGGAUCCUGGGAAUGUGGUCCCUGCCCCAAUGGUUACCGUGGCAAUGGAACUUCCUGUGAAGAUAUAAAUGAGUGCGAAAUGGUUUCAGAUCUAUGUCAUAAGGUGGGUGGUCUACAGCAAUGUGUGAACACAGACCCAGGAUUCCACUGUCUGCCCUGCCCCCCGCGCUACAAAGGGACUCAGCCCUAUGGCAUGGGAGUGGAGUCAGCUAAAAUCAACAAACAGGUGUGUGAACCCUACAACCCUUGCAAGGACAACAGCCACAGCUGCCAUAAGUAUGCAGAAUGCAUCUUCCUUAGUCACUUCACUGACCCUAUGUACAAGUGUGAGUGUCGUAUUGGUUAUGCUGGAGAUGGCAUCAUCUGUGGAGAGGACUUUGAUCUGGAUGGAUGGCCCAAUCAGGAUCUUGUGUGUGGAGCAAAUGCCACCUACCACUGCAAAAAGGACAACUGUCCGACUCUUCCCAACUCUGGUCAGGAGGACUUUGACAAUGAUGGGCAAGGAGAUGCUUGUGAUAAAGACGAUGAUAAUGAUGAAAUUAUGGAUGAAAGGGACAACUGCCCCUUGAUGUAUAACCCCAGGCAGUAUGACUAUGACAAGGAUGAUGUCGGCGAUCGUUGUGAUAACUGCCCGUAUGAACACAAUCCUGCACAGACUGACACCGACAACAAUGGAGAAGGAGACGCCUGUUCCAUUGAUAUAGAUGGAGAUGAGAUUCUAAACGAGCAAGACAACUGCGCUUACAUUUACAACACAGACCAGAAAGACACAGAUUUAGAUGGCGUCGGAGACCAGUGUGAUAACUGCCCCUUAGUCCACAACCCACAACAGAUGGAUACAGAUAAUGAUCUAGUUGGAGACCAGUGUGAUGACAACCAGGACAUUGAUGAAGAUGGCCAUCAAAAUAACAUGGAUAACUGCCCCUACAUAGCCAACUCUAACCAAGCCGACCAUGAUGGAGAUGGAAAAGGAGAUGCUUGUGAUCAUGAUGAUGAUAAUGAUGGCAUUCCUGAUGACAGGGAUAACUGCAGACUGGUUACUAAUAUGGACCAACUGGACUCUGAUGGUGAUGGUCGUGGUGACGCUUGUGAGAAUGAUUUUGACAAUGACAAUGUCCCGGAUAUCUUUGAUGCAUGCCCGGAAAACAGUGCCAUCAGCAUCACAGACUUCCGCAAGUUCCAAAUGGUUCACCUAGAUCCUAAAGGAACCACGCAGAUUGAUCCCAACUGGGUGGUCCGAAAUCAGGGCAAAGAGCUUGUGCAGACUGCCAACUCUGACCCUGGCAUUGCAGUGGGCUUUGAUGAGUUCAGCGCAGUGGAUUUCAGUGGAACCUUCUAUGUGAAUACAGACAGGGAUGAUGACUAUGCAGGCUUUGUGUUUGGAUACCAGUCUAGCCGACGAUUUUACGUCGUAAUGUGGAAACAGAUCACGCAGACAUAUUGGGAAGACAAGCCAUCAAAGGCAUUUGGCAUCUCUGGUGUAUCCCUUAAGGUGGUCAACUCCACCACAGGCACUGGGGAAAACCUACGUAAUGCAUUAUGGCACACAGGCAACACCAAGCAACAGGUGCGCACUCUGUGGCAUGACCCAAAGAACAUCGGAUGGAAAGACUUUACUGCAUACCGCUGGCAUCUCAUCCACAGACCAAAGACUGGCUUCAUUAGAGUUGUAGUGUAUGAAGGCAAGCAGAUCAUGGCAGACUCGGGUCCAAUUUAUGACAAGACAUUUGCUGGUGGGAGACUCGGACUAUUUGUUUUCUCCCAGGAGGCCGUCUUCUUCUCUGACCUCAAAUAUGAAUGCAGAGGUAAUUGAGUAUUGAGUUUUAUUGGAAUACCAUGGACUUUGUCAUGGACUUUUUUUUAUCAAAGUGAAACCAGAUCAGUGCAGUGCCUUAUUGGAAGAAAAUUGAGACUUUCUGCAAUGAGUGCCCACAUGAGGGCAACACUUACAUCCAGAGACUAGAAGUGCCUUGAAUAGGUGAAUAUACCUUGCAGUUGACAUCAAAAAGUGUGGGUGGAAACAAAAGUUUGGUAAGACCACAGCAUUCAUUUGAAAUCUCCGUUAAUUGUUGCACAAAUAAUCUUUGUAAUGCUACAAUGAGUCCUGCCAUCUUGAAUAUGAACCCAAGGCUCUGUGUUGAGGGUUUAUAAUUUUUUUUUAUUUUAUUUUUUUUUUUUUAAUCAUUUAGUCUUUUAUAUGUGCUUUUCUAGUCAUUCUUAUGGAGAGAAAUUUAAUGCAAUUGUUUUGUGUUUGUUGCGAACAUUUAGGGAGAUGUAUUAUAUUCAGUCUUUUACUACUAUCUACUGUAACUUAUUUGUCUGUUUUUCUGUGCAAGUUUAUUAGUUAACAUCUCUUUUGAAUUUCCUCUUGCUGACAACUUGUAAAUACUUAUUUAUUUGUUUACAUUGACACAUUUUUACAAAUUACAUUUAAAAGGAUGUUUGCAUAUAUUAUCAAAUUGCGUUCAUGGUCAUAGUCAGUAAGGCUUUAUCAUUGCUAUUGCUGUAUCUACAGAUAAAGUGAAAGUGUUUGGAUAGAAAGGGGAUGAAAUAAAGUGUCAUAUUAGUAUUUGAUUAGUGCUUACAGUUAUUUUAAUAUAUAUAUAUAUAUAUAUAUAUAUAUAUAUAUAUAUAUAUAUAUAUAUAUAUAUAUA
Molecule: messenger RNA, 4794 nt
Organism: Myxocyprinus asiaticus (Chinese sucker)
Lineage: Eukaryota; Metazoa; Chordata; Actinopteri; Cypriniformes; Catostomidae
Gene: thbs2b
Product: thrombospondin 2b
Exons: 21
Coding region: 408-3953 (1181 amino acids)
Biological process (GO): cell adhesion; negative regulation of angiogenesis
Cellular component (GO): extracellular region
Molecular function (GO): protein binding; calcium ion binding
Source: RefSeq, a predicted model, not a curated record